This is a messenger RNA of Helianthus annuus (common sunflower), 480 nucleotides long. RefSeq lists its product as uncharacterized. Gene Ontology annotation, molecular function: nucleic acid binding; zinc ion binding. Bases 1 to 480 code for a protein of 159 amino acids. The transcript has a single exon. NCBI's taxonomy places the organism in Eukaryota, Viridiplantae, Streptophyta, Magnoliopsida, Asterales, Asteraceae. The record is from RefSeq and is a predicted model, not a curated record.
AUGUGGAAUGGGGAGGAUCAAUAUCAAGUGAGUGGGAGACGUAGUCAAUAUGUGGUGCAAUUGAAUGAAAGGUCUUGUACUUGUAAGGCAUGGGAGAUAACCGGGAUACCAUGCAAACAUGGUGUGGCAGCAAUUUGGUACAAGGCUGCUAGCAACGGACAACAAGUUGGAAUACUAGAAAGUUGGGUGCAUCCGGUGUACAGGAUGGAUACAUGGAGACAGGUUUAUAGUUUCAAGGUCAACCCAAUCAAUGGCAUGUCUAUGUGGCCGAAAUCACAAGUUCCUACUACUUUAAAACCACCACAUUAUCACAAGCAAGUGGGAAGACCAAGAAAAGCAAGGAAGAAAUCUGCAGUUGAAUUGGAAGACAUCACACAGGGUGGAAGGUUGUCAAAGAAGAAUACAAUUCAAACUUGUCGCAACUGUAAAGAAAAAGGCCAUAAUAUCAGGAGUUGCAAGAAAGCCAGAUCACAAGUUUAG